AUGACCGACCCUCUUCGCCCUGGCUUGCAGCCGAUCUCCCACCUCAAGGCUGGUCCGACAACCUCUAGCUCCAGGUCUACCGCAUUGCCCUCGAACCACCAACCACUUCAACGCCCUGCUUCUCGUUUACGGACUCAAAGAGCUUCUCAUCGAGAAGAUGUGUCAGAUGGAACCAGUGAAAGAGCUACAAGUGCUUUGAUACGACGCGUACUUUGUCCUCAGACAAGUAGCCAUGGCGCGUCUUCUCCGCAGCCUCUGGGAGAGCUGCUACCUCCGCUGACAAGCUCCAAUGACGUUGAUCGUCAACUUUACGCCAUUCUCGCCAUUAUAUUCAAAGAAUUCCUCUAUUCAUGGUAUUCCAAGAUCACUCCAGAUCAAGCUCUUGUCAAUGAAAUUCUCCAAGUAGUUGCACAUUGCACUCGUGCUUUGGAACAACGAAUCCGGGAGAUUGAUGCUGCACAGCUUCUACUUGAUGAGAUUCCCGCAUUGGUGGAAGCACAUAUCAUCUCCUACAGACUAUCCAAGCAACAGUCGUAUCUAUCAGGCUUGUCAACGUCGCAUCGUGCACUCUACCACGAGUUGAACCCUCAUCCAGGAUUAUCGCCAGUCCCAGACUCGGCAGAUCCCGAAACAAUUACGGCGCAAUCUGAGAAUGAGGCUGUAUACCGACGGCUGUUAGCCCAUGGAGCCCUGGCAGUUCUGUUGCCGACGGAAGAGUUGGAAAAUAGCAGUCUGCGCACACUAGUCGGAGAUAUUAUUGCAGACUUGAUAUUGGGUAAAGAGGUUGGCGGCCGAGUCUGUGAACCGGUCUUCUUCUAUGAGAUCAUCACUAAGCUCACUGUGAUAAUGAAAGACCGUAAAAGUCCAACUGAUACGAGCCCUGCAAACGAUAUCUCCACCAAUAGACUGGAGAAAUUUGGUCUCCUUUCGGACAGCGAUGAAUCCCUUAGUCCAUCAUCAUACAGCCAAUCGCAGGCCACAGCCUGGAUGUGGAAAGUUCUCCAAUUCAUCUAUCUUGGUUACGUUGCCUUGCGUUUCAUUGCGACGGGUCUAUUCCGCGUCACAUCGAAUCCAGAGCCGGGAUGCUCGCACGGAGCCAGUGUUUCAUUUCCCGCUGCAACACCAGAGUCCCCGAAGGAGGGCGUCGCGUCGUCGUUGUCGGACAGCCUCACCAAUAAGCGCCCAAUUCUCGACUAUCGAGUGGUCUCAAUGAUCUCUCAGUUAUUUGGGGUAUCCCAAAGAAUGCCAUGGUUUUCCGGAUUAAUCGCCCUUUUUCAAUAUCUGAUUCUGGCAGGACCAGGUCAGCUUGGUGACACGGACGGGGUCCUUGACAGGAGUACAUGUUGCCCCCCCACUUUGUUGCCCAACCUUCUUCUCGCAACGAGGUCUACUCUUUUUCCAGCCAAUGCACUAGCUGUGUCUGUGGGAAAUUCAAGUGCCCCAGUUUCGACUCCGCACGUGUCCGUGCCAUCCCUAACGUCUAGCGGGAAAGCCCUCACGAUAUCUGCUAGUGCUCCUUCUCCAGUUCCUAAUCCGGCAGGAGACAAGGUUGUUCCUACUGGGGUGGCUGGAAAUAAUCCAGUUGAAAAAAUUAAUGCCGGUAGUAACAGUCAAGUUAGUGGCAUUGGUCUAACUACUAAUAGUACUAGUGGUGGUGGUGGUGGUGGUGCUACUGCUAGUAGUAAUGGCGGUGAUCAUCAGCUUCCCACAGUGACCAUACUAUCACCAGGAUCUACCAUAUCGGAACCGACGGCAGAUUCCAACAAGCCCCCAACAGCCUCACCAACCGGAUCGGACAAACAACCUUCGUCCGCGGUCACGGAGAUCGCCGCUAUUAAGCGGCAAUGUGCAGCUAACCUUCUGGCUCUGAUUCCGCCCAGUAUCGCACAAACUUUCUUUGGCGUUCCGGUGUCCUCCAGAGGUGAUCGUACCUGCAGCACCACCACUGGGAGUUCAUCCCUCCUCACCACCAGUAUCUCCCCGUCUCCACCAACGGAGAAAGAGGGGGAUGGUGGACACCAGACCAGGCGAUCCUCAUCUCAGGGGCACACGAGGACGUCACCUUUAGUCUCUGAUGCCAAGGCAGCGUCUACCAUGUCAGGGCGAGAGUCAGGAGCAGGAAGUGGCGACACUAUUGCCGCUGAGAAAGGCUUGCCCCGCACGCACGAACUUGGUGACGAGGCCGAAAUUGCUCCGGAGGAAUUAUGCCUACUUGAGAUGAUCGAGACCGAUCUAUUGGAUCUCCUGGCGGAUGAGUAUUGUAACAAACAUCUUAUCUACUCCAUCCUCGAGACUGUCUUAGCUAAGGUCCUUCCUGAACUUGCUGAGCGUAGCGUUGCGGAUUUGAUGGAGGAUCGAGGUGUCUCUUCCGCUCCUAGCACCUUUUAG
Messenger RNA from Penicillium malachiteum, 2388 nucleotides. RefSeq names its product PXA domain-containing protein. Gene Ontology annotation, molecular function: phosphatidylinositol binding. Gene Ontology annotation, cellular component: early endosome; late endosome; extrinsic component of endosome membrane. The record is from RefSeq and is a predicted model, not a curated record. Gene Ontology annotation, biological process: protein targeting to lysosome; endosome to lysosome transport; early endosome to late endosome transport. The coding region runs from base 1 to 2388 and encodes 795 amino acids. The transcript has 4 exons. NCBI's taxonomy places the organism in Eukaryota, Fungi, Ascomycota, Eurotiomycetes, Eurotiales, Aspergillaceae.